AUGUAUAACGCGAAAGGAUUGUUGGUGAGAAUCGUUCGAAAUAAGCUAUGGAGAUUCGGUUAUCGGAGGAGCUUCUGUUCGCUUCAUGUCACAUCCGAGGACCUCGAUAACCAGGUUCUCGUUGAAGGAAGCGGUUGUUCCCGCACCGCGAUUCUCAAUCGACCACCUGCUCUCAAUGCUCUCACCACUCACAUGGGAAUGAGGUUGCAUAAACUUUAUAAGAACUGGGAAGAAGAUCCAAAUAUUGGGUUCGUGAUGAUGAAGGGGAGUGGAAGAGCAUUUUGUGCUGGUGGCGAUAUAGUCUCUCUCUACCAUUUACAAAAGAGAGGUAGCCCGGAUGCUAUUAGGGAGUUUUUCUGGACUUUGUAUAAUUUUAUAUACUUUCUAGGCACAUAUCUUAAGCCAAAUGUGGCAAUUCUUGAUGGUGUUACCAUGGGAGGCGGAGCUGGAGUUUCGAUACCUGCGACAUUCCGUGUAGCUACUGAUAGAACUAUUUUUGCUACCCCUGAAACAGUCAUUGGUUUUCAUCCUGAUGCUGGCGCUUCUUUUAAUCUGUCCCACUUACCUGGCCGCUUAGGGGAAUAUCUGGGUCUGACUGGGUUAAAAAUCAGCGGGGCAGAAAUGUUGGCAUGUGGCCUUGCGACGCAUUAUAUUACUAGUGAGGAGGUUCCUGUUUUGGAGGAACAGCUCAAGAAUCUGCUCACUGAUGAUCCUUCUGUUGUUGAAGCAUCCUUAGAAAAAUGUGCAGAAGUUGCCCAUCCAGAAAAGACUGGUGUUAUUCGCAGGAUGGAUUUACUUGACAAAUGCUUCGGUCAUGACACAGUGGAAGAAAUUAUCGACUCUUUGGAAAUCGAGGCUGGUAGAACAAAAGACGAAUGGUGCACGACGACUCUACGUAGACUCAAAGAAACCUCGCCGUUAUCCUUAAAGGUCGCAUUGAGAUCAAUCCGGGAAGGAAGAUUUCAAACACUUGAUCAAUGCUUAAUUAAAGAGUAUAGAAUGGCAUUACAAGGAACAAUCGGGAAAUUUUCCGGCAACUAUUGCGAGGGAGUACGAGCUCGAUUGAUUGACAAGGACGGUUCACCCAAGUGGGAUCCACCAAGCUUGGAGAAAGUAUCAGAGGACAUGGUUGAUGAAUAUUUCUCUCCAUUGACUCCCUCUGAGCCUGAUCUUGACCUUCCCAUCAAACUCAGAGAAAGCAUUUAG
This is a messenger RNA of Microthlaspi erraticum, 1206 nucleotides long. NCBI's taxonomy places the organism in Eukaryota, Viridiplantae, Streptophyta, Magnoliopsida, Brassicales, Brassicaceae. The record is from the annotation of a GenBank genome assembly.